ACUGUUUGCUCGAUGACGAACGCUUUCUGCUGAAACCUUCGUUGUUUUGUUGCGUUCCUUUUUCUUCAUGUUUCACCUUACUUUGUUUUACCCAUUUCCUAUCCCGAAAAGUAGUCCAGCUGUUUUUUUUAAUUAAUUUUUUUACACAAACAUUUCAUUAUCAGAUAAGAAAUGAAUCCAUUCAUUUUAUGAAUAAAACUCCAUUAUGCCUGUUAAGCUGGUAUACUUUCUUUAAUUCUAUCUACUACUAGAUCAUAAAAGCUUCCAAAAUCAAAGUAAUAACAGAAUGAUAUUCCGUACCAAAUUUUUGAUCUUGAUGACAGCUUUUCUGUUUGCAAUGAUCGACGGAUACAAAUGUGACACACUGUCAUGUUUACCUGAAGUAAGUGAACUAGUUUCUGUUUGUAAUUAUCAAUGGAUUCACUAGUGAGACACUCGGAAUUUUACCUAAAAUAAGUGAAGUAGUCAAUGUUUGCAAUGAUUGACGGAUACAACUGUGACCCACUGGCCCUGCACCUAAAGUAAAUGAAGUAGUUUCUGUCUGAAUAUAUUACAAGUCUCAAUAAAUCAGUAGUUGCUGUUGUAUGUUUACAAGUCUCAAUAAAUUAGUUGUUGAUGUUUACAGGUCUAUUGAAUGUUCCAACAUAUUUUAGUUACAAUAUAUACAUAUGGGAUGUAUACAGUUUUGUUUGUUAGAUUAUUUCAAUGUGCCCAAUAUUUUCCCGCUCCUAGUUGGAUGCUCAAAUAAAUGCCCUGUUUAAAAGCCUAUUUAAUGACUUAAUGAUUCGAUGGCUAAUCUCCUGAUUAUAUCCUGAGUCAUAUCUUGUUUGAUGUCCUGUUCCUUGUCCCGUUUAAGAUCCUCUUUAAUGUCAUGUUUACCUUUAUUUUUAAGGUCCUAUUUCAUGUCCUGUUUAAUGCCCUGUUAAGUGUCCUGUUAAAUGUCCUGUUAUCUACUUUUUGAUGUCCUGAUGAUGUCCUGUUGAUUACCUGAAACUAUUCAGUACAUACACAAUUAGAAAACCAAAUGGAUUGUAAUAUGUCAUAGUUAUUAUAUGAAUGACAACGCCAUUUAAUUUACUAAUACAUACCAUAGUUGUUAAAUGAAUGACAAUAACAUUUAAUGUAGACACGAAAGUGUGUGAGCUACGGAGAUGUGAGAACUACAGUCAUAUUUUUCAACAGGAAUGUCAUGCCCUCGACCCGGAAGCCUUGUGUGAAGGAGGCAACUAUACAACCAUCCCCGACUUUGACUCUUGUGGUUUUCAUCUGACGGAACUGGCAUUUUCUGUAAGUCCUAAGCAGUGUAAUGUUAUUAAUAUGUUUCUCAAUUGAACUAACAACAAAUGUUAUGCAGAUUCAAAAAAGACAAAUGUAAUAUAUAGAUAUGUGAAAACUAAUAAUGUCAUUCAUCAAGUACUUAAGUAGUACUUCAUCUAGUACUUAAGUAGUAUUUGAGAUGAGCUCCACGACUGUUAAUUAUCAAAGAUGUUUAAAUCAUUUCUGGGAACAUAUGGAAUUGAAUAAUAUUUCUAUAACGCUUGUAUCCAUGCUACUAUAGCAAGGUCACAGUGCUCUGAUGUUCUUAAAGGUAUUUAAACAAUACAAAUUAAAUGUUUCUUAAAAGAUUUUUUUUUAUUGUCAAUGUGCCUCAAGGAUUGGGGCAAACUAUUCAAUCAUGUUGGUGCUAUCGCUUCAAAUGAGCGCACUCCGUACGGCUUUUUUUCUGUGUCUAUCCACACUGGGAACUCUCAGAAAGGACUGUGUUGAAGACCACAGGUUCUUUAAGGAUACGUGUUUAGAAAUCAAUUCCUUAAGGUAUUCUGGUGCUGAGCCAUCUAUACAGCUGUACGCUGGGAACAGAAUUGUGUAGGCAAUGCGCUCACUUACAGGAAGCCAAUGGAGAUCUCUAAGAACUGGGGUGAUGUGGUCAGAUUUAUUUAUUCGCGAAAAAUACGUGCUGAAGUAUUCAUUAUUAAAAUAACGUUUAAAUUGUCAAUAUAACGAUAUUGUACUAAAAAUAGUAAGACUUAAAACAUGACAUAAACUUAUAAUCUGUUGAUGUGUAGAACUAAGAAUAAGGCAUAAAUUAUUGACCUGUUGAUUUGUAAGACUUAGAUCAUGGCAUAAACUAAUAAACUAUUUAUCUGUAUGCAUCAGAAUAGAACAUAAACUAGUGACCUAUUGAUCUGUAGGCCUCAGAGUAGUGACCUAUUAAUAUAUAUGACUCAUAAUGGAAAAUAAACUAUUUACCUAUUGAUUUGCAGGGCCCAAAAUUGGACAUGAACUAUUAAUCCAUAAGACCAAGAAUAGGACAUAAAGUAUUGACCUACAGAUAUAUAGGACCCAUAACAGGACAUAAACUAUUGACCUAACGUUAAAAAAAUGAUGACGUUUGAAUGUAAGUUUAAUAAAAUUUUAGAAAAAUGAAAACGUCCUUUUUUUAUAGGGAUCUGUAAUCUCGAGUCUAACAGAUAACAGUAUACCCAGUGGACUGACGCAGUUAACAUUUGAUGAAACUAUAAUUUACCACAUCUCAGAUGGCGCAUUCAACAAGGUUGCAGGAACUUUGAGCUACCUGGCCUUCAACAGUGCAUUAUCUGGGAAAAUCCCAGACGCCUUUUUAAAACUCAACGCUUUGCGCAGCUUGGAGCUCAAUGCCAUUCAAAUGACAGACUGGAACAUCCCUGUCAUUCAAAAACUAGGACUGACUUUGACCUACUUAGGAACAACCAAUGUGGGACUCGUUACGUGGCCAAGUUGGUUCACGUAUUUUAAAGCUCUAACCGAAUUGAGAUUCUCAACAACGAAGUUUACGGACAUUCCCGAAAAUGCUUUCGUAAACACGACAGCAACACUUACCUCUUUGGAGCUAUCUUAUGGUAACCUAACGCGCAUACCUAAAGAGAUUUUUUACUUAAAAUCGCUUACCGAGCUUUAUCUGUAUGUAAAUCAAAUUACUGUCAUCGAAAAUUUGCCCCAUGAAGUCACGACGUUAGAUUUGAACGGUAAUUAUAUCGAGGAAAUUUACUCAGAUAGUUUUCACGUCGCCAGUAAACUCGAAGAUGUUACCCUCAACAACAAUCCAAUCACGAGAAUAGCUUCUGAUGCCUUUGUUAGCACGCCGAAUUUAAAGUACUUACAUUUAAUUGGGACCAAGCUAACGAGAAUGCCCCUGGCAGUGUCCAGUCUCCGGCAGCUGGCAAAACUAGAGUUUGGUGAGGACAAGACGUUGAUUUGUACUUGUUUAGAGGCCAGUUUGGGCGAUUGGAUUUUGUCUUUACCGAGUUUGUCCAUUUCCGGUGAAUGUAAUAGCAUAGACAUAAGGGAAUUUUUUACUAAACUUGCAUCACAGUGUCCUGUUUAAUGCAAAGGGAUGUACUUUUGUAACAAAUAUCAAUUUUAAAAUAAAAUAGUUAUUUUCCUUUAUUUUAUUCUUUUAUUUUCCCUGCACAUAGACAUAUUUAAUCAUAUUAGUCAUCAUAUUAUAAACAAACCCAUCAACAUAUACACAUAGUUUAAAUGUAAAAAAAAAAUUCUUUUAAAUAUUUUUUUCAUGCGCAUUCAAUGGCAAACAAAAUGUCUAACA
Molecule: messenger RNA, 3586 nt
Organism: Lymnaea stagnalis (great pond snail)
Lineage: Eukaryota; Metazoa; Mollusca; Gastropoda; Lymnaeidae
Source: the annotation of a GenBank genome assembly